UCCAUGCACACUGGAACGAAUUUAAACACAGCUGGUGCAUAUGAAUGAAGCCUUACUCAUCUCCGACUACUCGUAUUUUUACUCGUCACUAUAUAAGACCAAAAUCGCGCCACCUCCAUCACUUCUCAUUCAUUUUUCGAUCCAUUUCGAAACCGAAAACCCUCUUCUUCCUCGCUCCGACUUCCGAAAUCGUAACCGAAUCGGAUUCAGCUGAGAAUAUGGCACAGCUCGAAGAAGAAAAAGCGCGGCGGCGGCGGGAGCGGUCGCCGGAGCAAGGGAAGAACACAGUCCAAAGAUCACGCUUCUCAAUUCGGCGCCGACGAUUACGAUCAGCUCUCCGAAGAUAUUACCGCAUUAUGCGCAAUUUUCGAAGAAGACUGCAAGGUUCUUCCAGGAUCGCCUCCUCGUGUAGUUAUUAAGCUCAGUGUUUGCACUUUUUUAUUUUUUCUCUUCUUAUGUUAUAAGAUAUAGAAAGACUAGAUAGUCUAUGCUGUUGGGAAAUUUGAGGGGAGCAAAUAUGGGGAGAUUUACACAUAAACUUGACAUUAUACUUUAAUCCAAAUUUUAAGACUCAGAUUUAUGGAUCUUUUCUUCACUUAUUUAUAUGGUGUUCAAUUUUUCUAUUUUUAGUAGACUUUACCUCAAACUUCUAUUCUAACAUAUGCAUAAUAUAGUGUAAGUCAUCCAAUCACAAUAAAUUUAAUGAC
Glycine soja is the source of this 707-nucleotide messenger RNA. RefSeq lists its product as uncharacterized. Bases 45 to 419 code for a protein of 124 amino acids. The record is from RefSeq and is a predicted model, not a curated record. NCBI's taxonomy places the organism in Eukaryota, Viridiplantae, Streptophyta, Magnoliopsida, Fabales, Fabaceae. The transcript is spliced from 2 exons.